Molecule: messenger RNA, 1517 nt
Organism: Pseudoliparis swirei
Lineage: Eukaryota; Metazoa; Chordata; Actinopteri; Perciformes; Liparidae
Gene: ccdc34
Product: coiled-coil domain containing 34
Exons: 7
Coding region: 98-1069 (323 amino acids)
Source: RefSeq, a predicted model, not a curated record
AGAGCUGUUUGCGAAUCAGUUCCAGCGCAAGUGAAAAGAAACGAGCACAACACUGGGACUGUUCUUCAAAUAUACGCUAAAAAGACAACGGCUGGCCAUGUCUGGAGGGAGGUUGCCGAGCUGUCCUGCCUCUGUGUCUCGGGGCUUCAGCUCGACCCCUGUCAAAACGAGCCAGGGGAAAGACUUCACAUCCAAGGGCUUGGACGACGGCGUCCUAUCCGACGACGAAGACACAUUCUCUCUGCUUUCUCCCAUCUAUCACGACAGUUUUGACAGCGAUGAAGACCUGGAGCCCAGAAGGAGCGACGACUCCAAGCUCAGCGUUUCACCAGUCAGAUGUGAGCUACCAAGAACCCCUUCAGUGCAGAUGUUGGAUGCUGUUGGACCAGCAGGUUCGCCGUCUCUCAGUGCAUGGGAGAUGUGGCUGGUGAACAAAGCCAAAGAAGACCGUUUCAAAUUGGAAAAACAAGCAGAGGAGGAGCAGUUACGGAAGGAAAAAAAAGAACAACAAGAAAGAGAGCGGGAACAGAAAAAGAUUGUCAUGGAAAAGAAGAUGCAAGAAUGGUUAAAGAUGAAAAUAGAUCAGGAUAAGCAGGAGCAACUCAUAAAACUGAGCAAGGAGGAGGAGGAGAUACAGAAGCAGCAGGAGAAGCAGAGGGAGACUGAACAGAGAGCUCAACAAAAGUACAAAGUCUGGCUGCAGAAGAAGAACCAAGAACAAAUGGAAUUGGAGAAGAAGGACAAAGAGGCAGCGGCCCUGAAGGAGGAGCAGGAGGAAGAGCGCCACAAGAGGGCAGAGGAGAAGUUUAAGCACUGGCUGGCAAAAGCCAAUGAAAGAAGCCGAGCGACUUCCAAAUCACCUUGCUACCUAACAAGUCCCUACGAGAAAUCCUACUCGUCACCCAGCUUUUACAAUCCAAUCCCCUGGAAGCCGAUUCAUGUCCCUCCUCAGGAAAUAACACUGAAUAACACAUCUGUGAAGAAACCUCAGAAACAACCACGGUGCCAACAAAGCCCCAGCAGCGCGUUCAGACUGAGGCGCCGUGUCAUUGCAGCGCAGAGAAGAUGACACGGCCGGCUGUGACUGACGCCGGAGCUCAGUUGCGGCUCAAGAAUGAUUUCACCGGCAACUCAUCCCCGCCACCACAGCUCCUGAGGCUCUGUUGAAUCACAGAAAUAUGUCUGUACUCUAAUACGAACAAUUUAGCUACCGUUUCAAUAUUUUGGUUUGCUUUAUUGUUGCACACUGGAGCGAUUUUGUAAUCAGGAGCUCAAAUUAGUUUGUACGUCUGAAUUUGUACAUGAAUUUACAAAGACGAUUAUAUGUUUAAGGAAGUCUGCUUUCAUACGACGGUAAUGUCGAGCAUAACUGUUGUCAUGGCGAGACAUUUAAAAGCCUGGAGUUUAUUUAGUUGUAUCCUGUAAAUUGAAUCAAUUUGCUAUUUGGAUAUCAAAGUAAUGUUUCCGUGUUGUGCUUGUCUCAUUUGUUCCAUCACUAUAAACGGUCAACAAAACUA